Molecule: messenger RNA, 6481 nt
Organism: Parasteatoda tepidariorum (common house spider)
Lineage: Eukaryota; Metazoa; Arthropoda; Arachnida; Araneae; Theridiidae
Product: toll-like receptor 6
Biological process (GO): inflammatory response; signal transduction
Cellular component (GO): plasma membrane
Molecular function (GO): protein binding; signaling receptor activity
Source: RefSeq, a predicted model, not a curated record
AAAGAUAUGACGCGACUUAUAUUUUUUCAAGAGAUAAAUAACUCUUGCAUUAACAUGUCCUCCAAACUCGAGUAGGUUGCGAGAUUUUUAUCUCCAGUAAAUAUGUACAAAAUGGCCGACACCCUAGCUCUUUAAUAAAAACAGGAAUCGAGACAAGAUGUUAUUUUUCUCUCUAAUCAAUCACGGAUAGUAAAGUAUAAACCAAAGGAACAUAUGAGAAUGUUUUCAACUACACUGAUCUUAUUAUUAGGAUUUCUUGAACUUGUAACUGGAUUUCAUACACAUAUAUCUUCAUCAUCACUUUCUGCGCAAAACAAAACUUUAUCAUUAUCUUCUGAACAAAACAGAACUUUAUCAAUGCCCUCUGAGGGAAAAGAAGCUCCGUCAUUAUAUAAGAAAAGUGAAGCUCCUCUGCACUUUCUACCAACAAAUAUUUCACAUGAUUCAAACCAUGCAUUACAACGAAAUGCUCGUUCAUUCAGUUUAAAUAGAACUAAUCUAAACAAUGUUCCCUUAAAUUCUCACAACAUAACCACCUUACAUGAUGUUCCAAUCAGGAUUACUGAUUCGCAAUUGCUGGUAAUCAGAGCAUUAGAUUUUGAUUUAUUUGACAUUCGACUAUUUGACAGUAAUGAUUUGUUAUUCCAAGUCUUAAAUACUAGUGAAGGAAAUGAAAGUUUUGAGAUUCCAAUCGUAACUAUCAACAACACAUCUGAAUAUAAUGAAACAGGAGGAGCUUUAGAGUCUUCAUAUUACCUCAUCCGUUACUUUAAAUGCAAUAUGGAUCAAAAUGAUGACGUAAGCAUUUCGUGCAAGAAUGUAUCAAUAUACGAUGUGGCAAAAUACUUGCCAAACGACACUGCAAGCCUCGAAAUUACAAAUAGUCCAACAAUGAAGUUGCUCAAACCAUUAUCCAGAUCGUUGAAGAAAUUGAAAUAUCUCAGAUUGUCUAACAACGAGCACCGAUACAUAACGAGAGCUUUUGUUGGACUCGAAAACUUAGAACAUCUUGAUUUGAGUGACAAUAAUAUAAUGGCCGUAAAGAAUGCUUUCAGUUAUCUUUCGAAUCUUAAAUAUUUAAAUCUUAGCAAAAACUCGUUCAUAACUAUCGAAGUUGUGGCAAAUGCUUUGGAAGGACUGAAGCACUUGGAAAUUCUGGUGCUUGACCACAACUGGAGAAUUUUUCGAAUUCGGAAAAACGACCUCAAACCUCUAAGCAACAGCAACAUUACUAAAUUACAUCUGUUUAACACUACUAUGAGCAUUGCUGAGAGAGGUGCUUUCGAACACUUAACGAAGCUUGAGGUAUUAGAUUUAUCAGUGAAUUACCUUAAUGCAGAGGCUUUAACUAAUGUUACAAGCAGUCUAAAGAAUGCCCCCAUUAGGUAUUUAUUUCUACAAGAAUGGGUUCAUUUGAAUGUUUUUCCUUCUGAAUCUCUGAAGUUUUUAGAAAAUACACCGAUAAACCGUAUUGAUCUCUCCCACAAUUACUUUAUUGAAGUUCAUAAGGUGCCGUAUAUCCCAUCGCUUCAGUCAUUAUGGCUGACUCAUUGCGCCGUAAAGUUCAUCGAUCAUGACGUCAUUAGCCAGCUCCCGAAUUUAACCGAAUUGGUUCUCUCUAAUAACGAUUUAGUUCAUUACGACAUUUCUUCUUCAAAGAGUUUGAAAACCUUAAUUCUAUCCAAUCAAGCAUCUCGGUUCAAAACGGUAGAGUUAACCCUAUCAGAUUUUGGCUUCAAAAAUACUUCAAAUUUGGAAAUAAUCGACUUAUCAAGCAAUUUGCUUCCCCGAACUCUCCACAGAUUUGUUCUCUUCGGCUUAAAAAAUCUAAGAGCUUUGUCAUUAAAAAGUGCUGGUCUGAUUAAUAUUGAAGAUUAUGCAUUUGAGACUCUGAGCUCUUUGAACACCCUGAACUUGCAAAUCAACAAUAUUAAAUAUUUGAGCAACGCGACAUUGUUUGGUCUCCAUAAAUUAACAAAUCUUUAUUUGUCAUACAACUUGUUAACAUUGAUGGAUUGGGGAAAUCCUUUUCAGUCAACGCCGUCCUUGGUAAAUCUUUUAUUGGACAAUAAUCGAAUCGAGAAUCUACCAAAAGAUAUGUUUGCAUUUACUGACCAUCUUGAACUUUUGAUUCUGUUGAGGAAUAAAAUUUCACCCUGGGAUGAACCAAUUUUGGGUGAAAAUUCAACCGUGUCCACUUUUGCCUUGUCGCAGAAUAACAUUGACUACGCUACACCAACUAUGUUGUCGGAAUUUCGGAAAAUCACAGGUUUCCUUGACAUCGGAAGAAAUCCUUUCAACUGCAGUAAAUGUGGCAUGAAGAACUUCCAAAAUUUCUUGAAUUCUACACACAUACAGAUGGGAUUGCCUCUGCGGAUUAAUCAGGAGAAGAUCAGUGUUAAGUGCAUGCUGCCAAAUAAAUUGCAAGGUCAACCUCUUGUAGAAGUAGACCUUCCAUUCACCGAUUGCACAGAACAGGAAGAAUUAGUGAACGUUUUUACCAUUGUCCUAAUUUGUCUUCUGAGUUUAUUCGUCGCUGUAAUGGCAUACACUUGCUAUACUUUCCGGUGGUACAUCAGAUACUGGGUAUUUCACAUCAAAUCAGAAGUCAAAGAGAGAAGAUCGAGCAAUAGUAAACACGAGAGGACAUAUAAAUAUGACGCGUUUGUUUCAUACAAUUCGAGCGACACCCCCUGGAUAGUGUCCUUCUUGGUUCCAGCCUUAGAGAAUCAAGAUCCGAAACUGAAGCUGUGCAUUCACGAUAGAGAUUUCAAGGUCGGAUGGCUCAUAACGGAUAAUAUUCUGGACGCCAUUGAGAACAGUAGAAAAGUCAUUUUGAUUUUAACUGAAGAGUUCGUUAAGAGUGAGUGGUGCAUGUUCGAAUUGCACAUGGCUCAGCACAGGCUUUUCGACGAGACAAGAGAUUCCCUCAUCUUAAUUAAACUGAAGCAAGUGGAUAAGAAGUUUUACACUAAAAACUUGAAGUACUUGGAGAAAACUAGAACUUGCUUACUGUGGCCGGAUAACUUACCGGACCAGAAGUUGUUUUGGUUGAAAGUGAGGAAACUUUUGGGUCAUCCUCACUUACAGAGUGAGUCGGAAGUUAUGGGGUUAGAACAGUAUAGAUCCAUAAAUAAAAUAUGUAUGGAGCUGAUGAAGAUGAAGAUUCUUCUUUCGUUACUACUCACAGUUCAACUGAUUAUAGGAUUUGAGACUCUUUCUGUAGAAACGACUCUUUUUCAAAACGGAACUGCAGUAUUGUUUCUUGAGCAAAACGGAACUACAUCACCGUCUUCUCUUCAAAACGGCACUGAAAUAUUGUUUCUUGAGCAAAACGGAACCAGGCUAUUGAUUCCAGAGCAAAACAACACUGCAACAUUGCCUUCUGGUAAAAACUAUAUUUCAUUGAUGCCUAUUGAACAAAAUACAAGUUUACUGUCUUCUGACCGAAAAUUCGAGAUGUUAUCGGAUAAAAAUACGAUUUUAAGAAAUUUUCUACAGACGGGUGAUUCUAAUUUAAAUCAUGCAACACGUCAAAAUACACCAAUACUCGAUUUAAACGGAACUUUUUUACAUAUAACAAUUCUCAAUCGUCAUAAUUUCACAACUUUGGAUGAAGUUUCGAUUAUGACGGCUAACAGUUCUCGAUUAUUCGAUGAAAUCUUAAAAGAUAUUCGAAAGGUACUUAAAAACAAUGACUCUAAUGACGAUCCAUUCGACUCAAACUUUGCAAGUGGAAAAUUUUCAGUUUUAAUGAAUAUCAGCCAUGACACUGUCACUCAUAAUGAAUUAAACAUUGACUUUUCAUCGUUUUACAUCCUUACCCACCAUUUUAAAUGCAACUUGGAUAAAAACGAUGAAUUAACAAUUUCUUGCAAAAAUGUGUCUAUAUACUCCUUAACUCAAUACUUACCUAACAAUACUGUAAGGCUAGAAAUUACGGACAGCCCGACAGUUACACUGACAAAGCCAUUGUUUUCAUAUUCGACGAAGCUUACGUAUCUGAGAUUAUCGAACAACCAGCACCGUUUCAUAACAAGAGCAUUUACUGGACUUCAAAGUCUGCAAUAUCUUGAUUUGAGUGACAAUAAUAUAAUGGCCGUAAAGUAUGCUUUCAGUUAUCUUUCGAAUCUUAAAUAUUUAAAUCUAAGCAAAAACUCGUUCAUAACUAUCGAAGUUGUGGCAAAUGCUUUGGAAGGACUGAAGCACUUGGAAAUUCUGGUGCUUGACCACAACUGGAGAAUUUUUAGAAUUCGGAAAAAUGAGCUCAAACCUCUAAGCAACAGCAACAUUACUAAAUUACAUCUGUUUAACACUACCAUGAGCAUUGCUGAGAGAGGUGCUUUCGAACACUUAACGAAGCUUGAGGUAUUAGAUUUAUCAGUGAAUUACCUUAAUGAAGAGGCUUUAACUAAUGUUACAAGCAGUCUAAAGAAUGCCCCCAUUAGGUAUUUAUUUCUACAAGAAUGGGUUCAUUUGAAUGUUUUUCCUUCUGAAUCUCUGAAGUUUUUAGAAAAUACAUCUAUUCAGCAUAUUUAUCUUUCACGUAAUUAUUUUAUUAAAAUUCAUAAGUUGCCGUAUAUACCAUCGCUUCAAUCUUUAUGGAUUGAUCAAUGCUCUGUAAGGAUCACUGAUAAUGAUCUCAUCAGCCAGCUUCCAAAUUUGACUGUGCUGGUCCUUUCUGGAAAUAAUUUUCUGAGGUUUAACGUACCUUCUUCAAGAAGUUUGAAAAUUCUUCAAUUGUCCCGUCAAUUAACGCGAUAUGAAAUGAAAGAGUUUGAAAUAUCAGGUGUAUUUGCUUUUAAGAAUACUCCAGAGUUAGAAUUUAUUGAUUUCACCUCAAACUUGUUUCCUGAAACUCUCUAUAGAUAUGACUUUUUCGGUUUGCAUAAACUGAAAAGAUUGAUAUUAAGCGACGUAGAUUUGGUUGCUAUUGAAGAUUAUGCGUUUGAGACUCUCGGCUCUUUGGAAAUCCUUGACCUGUCACACAACCGUCUUAGAUAUUUAAGCAAUGCAACUUUAUUUGGUCUGCAUAAAUUGACAGAUCUCUAUCUUUCAAAUAAUCACUUAAUAUUACCAGAUGAACUCAACCCUUUUCAGCAAACACCAUUACUGACUAUUAUUUUGUUAAACAAUAACCGAAUUGAGAAACUACCAAAAGGAAUCUUCAACUUUACUGACCAUCUUGAACUUCUGAUUUUGUCGCAGAACAAAAUUCACCCUUGGGAUGAGCCAAUUUUUGGUGAAAACUUAACGGUCAACACCCUGGGUCUGUCUCAGAACUACAUUGACUAUGUUACACCGACUAUGCUGUCAGAAUUUCAAAAAAAUACGAGCUACCUCGACAUCUCAAGAAAUCCUUUCAACUGCAGUAACUGUGGUUUGCGCCAAUUUCAGGCAUUUCUAAAAUCAACGCCUAUACAGAUGGGAUUACCGUAUUCGAUUAAUAAGGGUAUAGAUUUAGUUAAGUGCUCAUUGCCAAAUAAACUGGUAGACCAAUCUCUCGUAGUCGUUUCAUUCGCUGAUUGCUCAGAAUUCGAAAAACUAUUGAGCCUAUCCUUUAUUGUUCUAAUUUCCGUGGGGAGCAUAUUCUUUAUUAUGGUGGCAUGCUUUUGCUAUAGCUUCCGGUGGUAUAUUAGAUACUGGGUGUUUCACGUGCAAUCCAAAUUCAAAGAGAGAAGAACAAGCAACAGAAAAUCUGAGAGGGUGUACAAGUAUGACGCGUUCAUUUCGUACAAUUCGAACGAUACAUCGUGGAUUGCAUCGUCCCUGAUCCCCGCUUUAGAGAGACAAGAUCCAAAACUGAAGCUGUGCAUACACGAUAGAGAUUUCGAGGUAGGGAGGUUUAUAACGGAGAACAUUCUAGAAGCCAUUGAGAAUAGUAGGAAAGUAAUUUUGAUCUUAACUGAAGAGUUCGUCAAGAGUGAGUGGUGCAUGUUCGAAUUGCACAUGGCUCAGCACAGGCUUUUCGACGAGACGAGAGACUGUCUCAUCUUAAUUAAGCUGAAGAAAGUGGAUAAGAAGUUUUACACCAAGCAUUUAAAGUACCUGGAAAAAACGAGAACUUGCAUAUUGUGGCCCGAUACUUUAACGGAUCAACAUGUGUUUUGGGAGAAAAUUAGAAAACUUUUAGGGAAUACUCAACCACAGAAUGAAUACGAGUUAGCCGGUUUUGAAAUAUAAGACUGCAGUUGGUGUCUGAUAACCUUUAAUGUAGUCGUGGGAAGUGUUCUUCCCACCAGUUUGUUAGUUUUUAAACGCCAAUGGGAAGUUAUUUUCCCACCUAUGAAUUGCGCUGCAAUAUGUUGAUAACUUCAGAAAAAAACAUUAGCAAAGAAGAGUUUUGUUUACAUAAAUGUGGAUGUAACAGUAAAGGGUAUUUGGGGUCAAGAUGAGAAGUAGACAGUGGAAAGCUAUUUUCUCUUGUGUGUUUGUUCAUUUGAUCAAGUUUAUUUGAAGUAAUAAACACAGAAUUUAUAAA